CCCGCAGUCGAGCGAGAGGCGACAGCGAGCCAGCUGCGCGUCUUGUGUUUUUCUGAUUUUAUACUGCGCUUGACGUGUUUUAUUAUUAUUUGGUCGUCAUUUUUUAUAAAAUAAACAAGUUGUGUACAUACUCGUGUUAAUAUUUACAAUUGUUGACAAUCCUGUACUGUUAUUUUUGUGGACGUUCGUGAACGACGCGAGUGUUUCUGACUGUGUUCUACAUGGAUACCAGUGCCUUUUGUCCGUAAAACAGUGGAUUAUUAGGAUAUUGGUGCUGCUUAGUUACUCAAAGUUCCUGUAAAAUUGCUUGUGGGACCACCAGUGUGACCAGUGAUUGUUGUCGUGGCCGGUUUCCGUGGUGGAAACUUUCGAAACGUGAAUAAAACAGUUGGUAAUGCUUUCUUAGCGAAUGCGGGCCCUGCCUGCACGCAUUCCGUAGGGAAGCAAGUGCCGGCAAUAAGCAUUCUACGUGAGACGAGCGGUGCGGGUGGCGGAGUGGGCAGCGGGGGUCUGCUGACCAUGAACGCCACCCAGGUGCAAUGCGAGCCCCACGACCCGGUCGUUCUCAUCAAGUAUGAGCACCGGACUGCGGGCGGCAGCUGGGAGGAGCCUGUGAGCUCUGUCCGUAAUACUCCUCUCAGACGCUCGCAAAGGCUCAACUCCACCCUGGACCAUAGGAGCACUGGACAACUUCGCAACACGCUAAGCCGAGCGCGGGAGCUGUGCGAGCGGUGGCGAAGCGGCGUCGCGACGCCUGCGCCUCCAGCUCCCCCUCCCGAGGAUGAGGGAGGGGGGAGGUUGGCACGAUGGUUCAGCAUGCGGAGAGGAUCAACGCAUCAAUAUGACAUGCAUUCACAUGAAGCUGAUAAGAUGCCUAAACUGCCUGCUCUGGAAGAAGAGCUUUUAUCAUGCCUGGGCGAAGUGAGAAGCACGCGUGUGCCGCCGCCGUCGCUGGGCGCUCCGCCCGACUCGCUCAGUCCGGUGCAGAUGCGCCGGCGACAUGUCGUCGCCGCCAUCAUUCACAGCGAGAACUCGUACGUCGCGACGCUACAGCGGCUGGUCAAUGACUACAAGAAGCCGCUGGAGGAAAGCAGCCCUGCGAUUCUGAACGCCAGCAAGAUUCAAAUCCUGUUCCAUCGGCUGCCCGACAUCCUACAAUGCCAUCUACACUUCCGCACCGCGCUAGCCGACUGCGCGCGCACGUGGGACCGCGAUGAAAAAAUUGGCGAGGUCUUUCUCAACGCAUUCUCGAAAGCGGUGGUGCUGGAUGUGUACUCGGAUUUCAUAAACAACUUCUCCGUGGCCAUGGAGCUGGCUAAGAUGGAGUCGAAACGCAAGUCCGCGCUCGCUGACUUCUUCAAAGUGAAGCAGAUCAGUGCGAACGACCGGCUUUCCUUCUUCGGGCUCAUGGUGAAGCCUGUGCAGAGGUUUCCUCAGUUCAUCAUGUUCCUACAGGAUCUCCUGAAGCACACUCCGCCUGGGCACGCGGACCGCGUGGCGCUGCAGCGGGCCCUCACCAGGCUGGAAGCGUUGGCUGAGGCGCUGAACGAGAGGAAACGAGACGCCGAGAGGACGCAGGCGUUCCGAGCCGCGUUGCGGCGGCUAACUCGCGGGGGUGUGGCCGGGGCAGGGGGCGCGGGGGGAACGGCAAGGUUUGGCGCCGCUCGACUGCUCGCCUCAAGGGCUGACAAGAGGCAUCUGUUACGGCAAGACGAUCUAUUGCAAUUAGAGUUCAAUCAAAUGGGAAGCGUGACGAAAUGCAAGCCGCGUCGCCUUCUGCUCCUAAACGACUUGGUGGUUUGCGUGUCAGUGAGCGGCGGCAGUGGAAACGGUGAAGACGAGAGACUGGGGCUGAAGUGGGCCCAUCCCGUGCAGGACGUGGACGUGCUGGACACGGGCACCUCGCCCACACUCAGCAGGGUGCUGGCUCAAGGCAUGAACCGCAGCGGCAGUCUCCGCUCGAACUCCAGCAGCAACGGCCAUCUCAACACUUCAACCGCGGACUCCCUUUGCAACGAAAUGUCCGCGCUCAUGCACGACUACGAAACAGUGUCAAGAAUGGCGGACUUGGCCGCUUCCCUCCGCGCGCCUUAUCCUGAACUCGCGCCGGAAAUGUUCAAAACGCUGCUGCAGAAUAUACAGCAAAGUAUUCAGAAAAAGGACGACGAGAUGGCGUGGGUGGACUCCUGCUGCCUUCAGCUCACGAUCCGCGGGCGAGAGGAGCCUCUGACGUUCCGCGCGAGCGAGCCCGGCGCCCGCCUGGCCUGGGCCACGGAGCUGCGGCUGGCGCAGCUCGCCACCGCCACCGCCAACUCGCCCGCGUGGCGGCUGCCCGCCACGCAGCACGCGCCGCCGCACAAGAUGCCGCUCUUCGUUGCCGCUACGCCGGUCUACAGCUCCAAAUAUCUCACUGAGGUGCGGUGCGGGUGUUUCUACACGACGAGCGGGCACGCGGGAGCGCGCGGCACGCGGUCGCGACGCGCGCGCGCGCUGCUGUGGGUGGCGGCGCACGGCGGCGCGCACAGCCAGCUGUGCGUGCUCGCGCACCGCGCCGCCAGCCUCAAGACGCUGCUCACGCUCGACCUGCCCGACACCAAGGUGACCUCAAUGGAAUACGCAAAGGGCGUUCGACAAGUGACCACGCUGUGCGGCGACACAGUGUGGCUCGGCACUGAGGACAAGAAGAUCAUUAUAUUCUCCGGCGUCGAGCCCGAGAAGCAAGAGAAACUGACAGAAGUACCCACUAUCGCGGCUGUCACGCAAAUGAAGUACCACUGCGACUCCAUGUUCGUGGGACUCGCCAACGGAAGGGUCUCAGUUUUCAGGAGGAACCAUGACGACUCCUGGGCUCUCCAGGAACCUCUAGCUAUAGAAUUAGGAGACAAACCCGUCCACUGCGUGUUACCUGUCGACGGUAUCAUAUACGCCACGUGCGCGCGACGAGUGUUCGCCAUCAACGCCUUGACAGCUGAGAUUCUACGCAUCUUGGAACUGAAAGGAGACGACGACCGCUCCGUCAGAUAUCUCGCUCACUCCGGGGUGGGUCUGUGGACCGCGUUCUCAGAUUCCACAUAUGUCAGCCUCUACCACGCUGAGACGUUUGAGCACUUACAGAAUAUUGACAUCGCCGCUGACGUAGCGAAGACUAUUGGUGCUAGGGAAGGUAGUAAACCGGCCCACGUUUCGACAUUGUUGGCCGGCCAAGGAUUAUUGUGGGUCGGAACCACGGCCGGCGUCACGGUCACCGUGCCACUACCAAAAUUAGAAGGACUUCCCUUGAUCGGGGGACAUAUUGCAGUGUCUUAUCAUGCGCAUGCGGGCCCUGUGACGUUCCUGUUGUCUUUGAUACCGGAAUCCAGAGACGUCGACGUUAACGUCGUCAGAAGAAACCUGUCAAACGCUCGCGCCCUCGCCGAUACUAACACCUUACAUGAAUUCAAAGAAGGAGAGAUGAAGGAGGAUAAUGAAAAACCUAAACUUGAAAGGAGAAUAUCUGAAGAGUCACCGUACCGCCCACAACGCGUGCAAUCGGCGUGCGUUCGGCGAAAGAAACCGGGCGACGUUCGCUUGAGUAAAACUCUGCCGAAGUGUGCUAAUCUGAACGCGUGCGACGUGUACGGCUUGUUUGGAGAUCUGAUGUUUGUAAAAGACUGCGUGGGGGAGGGCGAUGUUAGCGGGUCCGGAGGGGACGCUCUGAGGCGAAGCGACCCGGAACUGGCGGCUAUUCCGUUCAGAGUCAGCACUCUGGACAGGAGAAUCAGAAUGCGCGCCGGACGGCCUAGGAGCCUCGACCUGUCCAGCUGGUCCGUAGACUCGCGGGCGUCCAGUCUCUGCACGUCCUCCGGAAGCGAGGAGUCGAUGGCUCUCAGAGGCGUCUCCAGGAACAGUUCCGGGGCCUCAGGAGCCGCGUGUUUGGCCCCCAUCGCAAUCUCCACCCCGGACUCCAGUUCAGGGAAGUCGACGUCUUCUGACCGCUCAUCGAGGAGCGAAUCUGUGCAGCACAAUGAUAGCAAGCCGGUGGCGAAGAGCGCAGCGCGGAGCCUGCGAGGCGCGGACUACGUGGUGGGGGAGAGUGCGGCGCGGCGGUCCGUGGUGACGGUGGUGGGCGGCCGCGGGUACGUGGACUGGCGGCAGACGGCGGACGCGGCCGAGCGCCCCGCCGUCGCCGCUGAACCCAACCCUAAAGACGCACACCUCAUCCUCUGGGAGAUGCGCUUGUGACCUGCGAUUCGUUUUAUAUCGAUUCUAUUCAUUCAUUACUAUUAUUUGUGGACAGUACAUUUUGUGUCUGACUCUGACUCGAUUGUGACUAUGUAAAUUCCAUGUUAAAGGGCUAUUAUAGAAUGUAAUUAGUUUAUUGUGCUAUAUGAAUCUAACGCCUUAUGUUUUGCGAUCGUCAUAGAUUAUUCGCGAUUUAUUUACAUGAGAAUCUAAAUUUACACAGAGUGUAAAUAUAAUGUGAUAAGCUUUAAAUUAUUUUUGGAAGUUUGGGAUUGACUUCGACUCUGUUGACUCGAGGUUAACAUUGAUUUAUUGUAUAAUAUGUAAGUGCUGGUGCAUUAUAUUUGUGAUUUACAUAUAUUGAAAUGUUAUAGUUAUCAUGAGAUAAAAUGUAACUAAUUUUAAGAAUAUUUGUUUCACUUAGUAUAUUGUCGUUCAUUAACCGACAGUUUUGUUCUUCAUUAUUUUCAAAAUUAUAAAAAUUACAACAUCUAUUUCAUUACAAAAUAUAUUAUUGUUUGGUUAUAAAUAUAUUCUAGUAAAUUGAAAGAAAUACCUGCCAUAUUAAUAUAGAAUGUAAAUUUUCGAUUGUAAAAAUUAAAUGUAACAUCCGCUAAAAUGUAUUUUAAAUAUAUUUAAUUUUAAAUUUCUUUUAAAACGAAUUAUGAAAACUACAGAAUUAACACGAUACCUAGUGGCCUUAAUUUGCAGAAAUUUCCAGUGUGAUGUUAAAUCAUUCGUUUAAGCUUUAUUGUUAGACAUAACAUGUAAUGUCGCUUUAAGAAUAGACUGAUUUAGCUUAAGCGUUAAAAUGUAUUAUUAGUUGAAUUUUAGUGAUUUAAGACGAAUAAAACGACACGACGAACGAACUUCACAGUAAUCAAAACGGGUCUUGCAUUAUCAGUAUAGAAUCUGUGUAACAUGAGUUUUAAAUCCAAACUAUGAAUCUCAAUCGCUAACUUCGUACCAUAAAAUUGAUAAUAAUAUUAUGUCAAAAAUUACCAUAAAUGUUAUUGUAGGUUUACCGCUUUCUGUCUUAUUUAAAGGUUGUCUGUUUUGUCACAAAUAUAUUCAUUGUUUUCUACAGUUUACAGUUAUAACGGUUGUAUGUUGCUAUACCAACUAUCACAUAUAGCGUCAUGAGCGUACAUUGACAUAAAUCCAUGGAUUUAAUAAGUACAUUGCGGAGUACCUACUAAUUCCAUGCAUAAAUCCUAUGUUGCGUUUAGUUGAGCAAAGGCGAGCAUUUUUUGUUAUUCCAAUCUGAUUCAUUUUCUACUGAUUUAGGUAUUAUAUUGAGAAAAUUAUCACUGGCUGGUAUGACGCCUUUUCUGGUACAUAGUGUAUAUUUUUAUUAGUUUUUACGAUUUUUGGUCAGUUAUUUAUUUUCAUCAAUUCCAAAGACCUUACGAUUUAGUUUUGGUAUUAUAAAUAAAACUAAAAUAAAGACAGUUUCGCCCCCACAAAUAGAUAUUUAACGUGCCAAACUGUAAAAUAACAGCUUAUGUGGUUAAUAUUGUACAUGAUUAAUGUAGAAUUAGUUUUUCAGAUUCGUAUGUACAUUUUCUUGUAUGAUAUUAAAAUAUCCGGUUGUUUUUUGUAAUGCUGAAGUGUCCCGAAAUUUAUUUUCUCGAAUUUGAAACCUAUUUCUUAUUUUGUUAAGUGAUCCUAAAUUAUUAUAUAUUGAAACGUCACAAUUUUAUGUACUAAGGUGUAAAUAAAUUUUAAGUUUAUAUGUAUACACCUGUA
Messenger RNA from Plodia interpunctella (Indianmeal moth), 5970 nucleotides. RefSeq lists its product as uncharacterized. Gene Ontology annotation, biological process: positive regulation of stress fiber assembly; actin cytoskeleton organization. The transcript has 14 exons. Gene Ontology annotation, molecular function: guanyl-nucleotide exchange factor activity. The record is from RefSeq and is a predicted model, not a curated record. Lineage: Eukaryota; Metazoa; Arthropoda; Insecta; Lepidoptera; Pyralidae. The coding region runs from base 520 to 4221 and encodes 1233 amino acids.